Messenger RNA from Poeciliopsis prolifica (blackstripe livebearer), 1888 nucleotides. RefSeq names its product gastrula zinc finger protein XlCGF26.1-like. Lineage: Eukaryota; Metazoa; Chordata; Actinopteri; Cyprinodontiformes; Poeciliidae. The transcript is spliced from 2 exons. Bases 197 to 1837 code for a protein of 546 amino acids. The record is from RefSeq and is a predicted model, not a curated record.
CCAAGAUCAUCUUGCACCGGAUAGAUACACACACACAGUGCCGGGUGUAAAGAGGAGGAGGUUCUCAAUGAGCCUAGCAACCAGGAGGAAAACUCCAGUUUAGAUGAAGAGGAUCCAGAACCUCUGCAGAUAAAUCAAGAACCAGAACCUCUGCAGAUAAAACAAGAACCAGAACUUCUGCACAUAAAACAAGAGUAUGAGGAACCAGAACAUCAACAGUUCAAAGAGGAAGAGAAUCAACUCUACAUCAGUCAGGAAGAAGAAUCUUGUACUGAAACAGGAGACUGAUGACACUCUGACAAUUCCUUCUAAUGUGCAAAUAAUCCACAAUGAAACAGAACCACAGAGGAACCAACUCAUCUCUCUUGAAGUUGAGACUCCAGACCAGGAAGGAAACUAUUCUGAAAACUCAACAAAGAGAGAAGAACAGGAACAAAAUGAGGGAUGUCAUAAAACCAAACAACAGGAAAGCAAAAUUGACCGUUCAACCCAAAAGAAACACAGGAAAUUACACCCAGAUCAAAGACUAUAUUCUUGUAAAAUUUGUGAUAAAACCUUUUCUCGAACCAGAUACUUGACUAAACACAUGAGAAAUCACAGAAACAAGAAAUCUUUUACAUGUUCAACUUGUGGAAAAAGAUACAGUCAAGAGGCUUGUUUAAUUAAUCACAUGAGAAUUCACACAGGUGAAAAACCAUUCACAUGUGUGGCUUGUGGAAAAAGUUUCAAUUACAAAAGCACGUUAAGGAUUCACAUGAGACUUCACACAGGUGAGAAGCCUUACUCAUGUGGGACCUGUGGAAAAGGUUUCCAGAGUAAAUAUAACUCACUUCGUCAUAUGAGGAUUCACAUUGCUGAGAAGCCGUUUUCAUGUGCGACCUGUGAAAAAUCUUUUGUGUGUGAAUCUGAUUUAGUUAAUCACAUGAGAAUUCACACAGGUGAGAAACCUUUCUCAUGUAGGACCUGUGGAAAAAGUUUCUCUCAAAAAUAUAGUUUAACUUAUCACAUGAAGACUCAUAGAAGUGAAAAGGUUUUCUCAUGUGCGACUUGUGGAAAAAGUUUCUCUCAAAAAUACAGUUUAACUUAUCACAUGAAGACUCAUAGAACUGAGAAGGUUUUCUCAUGUGGGUCCUGUGGAAAAAGUUUUACAGAUAAAAAAAGUUUAAAUUUUCACACGAGAAUUCACACAAGUGAGAAGCUGUUCUCAUGUGAGAUCUGUGGAAAACGUUUAAGUCAUAAAAAAAGUUUAACUGCUCACAUGAGAAUCCAUACAAGUGAGAAGUCUUUCUCAUGUGGGACCUGCGGAAAAUGUUUCAUUCGAAAAGGCAAUUUAAAGGAUCAUAUCAAAAUUCACACAAGUGAGAAGCCUUUCCCCUGUGGUACCUGUGGAAAAAGUUACAGUGAAAGAAAGAGUUUAACUCUUCACAUGAGAAUUCACACAGGUGAGAAGCUUUUCUCAUGUGAGACUUGUGGAAAGAGUUUGACACACAAAAAAAGUUUAAUUGCUCACAUGAGAAUUCACACAGGUGAGAAACCUUUCUCUUGUCAAACCUGUGGAAAAUGUUUUAUGUUUAAUUCUAGUUUGCUUUAUCACAUGAAGUCCCACUUAAUUGAGAAACCUUUCUCCUGUGGAACCUGUGGAAAAAGUUUCAGUCAGAAAUGUAAUCUAACUUAUCACAUGAGAAUCCAUACAGGUGAGAAACCUUUCUCCUGUGGGACCUGUGGAAAAAGUUUCAAUCAAAAAUGUAAUCUAACUUAUCACAUGAGCAUUCACACAGAUGAGAAACCUUUUCUUGUGAGACGUGUGGAAAAAAUUUCUCUCGAAAAACAAAUUUAACCGUCCACCUGAGAACACACACACAAGUUUUAUGGAAUAAUGUGAACUUCA